ACAGGCUCCUGGAAAGGAGCAGACACCAGCGUUUGCCACAAUGCUGUCAUCCACUGACUUUACAUCUGCUUCCUGGGAGCUUGUGGUCCGCGUUGACCAUCCCAAUGAAGAGCAGCAGAAAGACGUCACACUGAGAGUAUCUGGAGACCUUCAUGUCGGGGGAGUGAUGCUCAAGUUAGUAGAACAGAUCAACAUAUCCCAAGACUGGUCAGACUUUGCUCUUUGGUGGGAACAGAAGCAUUGCUGGCUUCUGAAAACCCACUGGACCCUGGACAAAUAUGGGGUCCAGGCAGAUGCAAAGCUGCUCUUCACCCCUCAGCAUAAAAUGCUGCGCCUUCGCCUGCCGAAUUUGAAGAUGGUGAGGUUGCGAGUCAGCUUCUCAGCUGUGGUUUUUAAAGCUGUCAGUGAUAUCUGCAAAAUCCUGAAUAUUAGAAGAUCAGAAGAGCUUUCCUUGUUAAAGCCUUCUGGUGACUAUUUUAAGAAGAAGAAGAAAAAAGAUAAAAAUAAUAAGGAACCCAUAAUUGAAGAUGUUCUAAACCUGGAGAGUUCUCCAACAGCUUCAGGUUCAUCAGUAAGUCCUGGUUUAUACAGUAAAACCAUGACUCCUAUAUACGACCCCAUCAAUGGAACACCAGUGUCAUCCACCAUGACUUGGUUCAGUGACAGCCCUUUGACGGAACAAAACUGCAGUAUCCUCGCAUUCAGCCAACCCCCCCAGUCUCCGGAAGCACUUGCGGAUAUGUACCAGCCUCGGUCUCUGGUUGAUAAAGCCAAGCUCAAUGCAGGUUGGCUAGACUCCUCGCGCUCCCUUAUGGAACAAGGCAUCCAAGAGGAUGAGCAGCUGCUGUUACGAUUUAAAUACUACUCUUUCUUCGACUUGAAUCCUAAAUAUGAUGCUGUCCGAAUAAACCAACUCUACGAACAAGCCAGGUGGGCCAUUCUCUUAGAGGAAAUUGAUUGCACAGAGGAAGAAAUGUUGAUCUUUGCAGCUCUACAGUACCACAUUAGCAAACUGUCGUUGUCCACUGAAACACAGGAUUUUACAAGCGAGUCCGAGGUUGACGAAAUAGAAGCAGCGCUUUCUAAUUUGGAAGUAACCCUAGAAGGUGGAAAAGCAGACAGCCUUUUGGAGGACAUUACUGAUAUCCCUAAACUUGCAGAUAAUCUCAAAUUAUUUAGGCCCAAGAAGUUACUACUAAAAGCUUUCAAACAAUACUGGUUUGUCUUUAAAGACACAUCCAUAGCCUACUUUAAAAAUAAGGAGCUUGAACAAGGAGAACCAGUAGAAAAACUAAAUCUUAGAGGCUGCGAAGUUGUGCCCGAUGUAAAUGUAGCAGGGAGAAAAUUUGGAAUCAAGUUACUAAUCCCUGUUGCCGAUGGUAUGAAUGAAAUGUAUUUGAGAUGUGACCAUGAGAAUCAAUACGCCCAAUGGAUGGCUGCCUGCAUGUUGGCAUCGAAGGGCAAAACCAUGGCAGACAGCUCCUACCAGCCAGAGGUCCUCAACAUCCUUUCCUUUCUGAGGAUGAAAAACAGGAACUCUGCAUCUCAGGUGGCUUCCGGUCUCGAAAACAUGGAUAUGAACCCAGAAUGUUUUGUGUCACCACGGUGUGCAAAAAAACACAAAUCUAAACAGCUGGCUGCCCGGAUCCUGGAGGCGCACCAGAACGUGGCCCAGAUGCCCCUGGUCGAAGCCAAGUUGCGGUUCAUCCAGGCGUGGCAGUCACUGCCUGAGUUCGGCCUCACCUACUACCUUGUCAGAUUUAAAGGAAGCAAAAAAGAUGACAUUCUGGGAGUUUCAUAUAACAGGUUGAUUAAAAUUGAUGCAGCCACCGGUAUUCCAGUGACAACAUGGAGAUUCACAAAUAUCAAACAGUGGAAUGUAAACUGGGAAACCCGUCAGGUGGUCAUCGAGUUUGACCAAAACGUCUUUACUGCAUUCACCUGCCUGAGUGCAGAUUGCAAGAUUGUGCAUGAGUACAUUGGCGGCUACAUUUUCUUGUCUACCCGCUCCAAGGACCAGAAUGAAACACUCGACGAGGACUUGUUCCACAAAUUGACCGGCGGUCAGGAUUGAAGCAAGCAUGCGUGCUCGGCUCACACCAACAGGGCAAGCCAAAGGCGCCCCUCCCCGGAGGGAUGGGAUCCAUAACUUGCCCAGCAUGUAGAUGCUGGACUAACAGACAACAUACGUUCACCACUGGUCACCCAGGUCCUCACCUCAUUCAGACCCACUGCUGGCACAUCCCUUUCCUUACUUUGCCCUGUGCUACCAGCCAUGGAAGGAGCCUCUCUUGUUUUUUCUAGAAAAUGGGUGAACAGGAGAAAAGGAGGUGCCCUAAGGUUGCUCUAAGGCCCAAUAUGUGGUUACAGUUCUGUGACUUGCAGAACCUGCCAGGUGGAUGGCUACAAGUAUCCUUGUCCUGAUCUGUCUCAUUACUAAGUCAGUGGAGAAGACAGAAAGGUAAAAAUCACGUGAAGAAAGAACAACUCUUAUUUCACAAACUCAGGUAUGAAACUAAAUGCCUGUCCUUCAUGAAACUGCUUUUAGCUCUUGUCUUUUCAAAAUGGCAAAGGGAGUUCCUACACACACUUUUUCCCUGGAGGCGAAGGUCUAGGGGUAGAAAGGGGAGGGGUGGGGCUGCCAGGUAGCAGUUGACGACCCAAGGUCAGAGCAGUGGCCCUCAGUGUCAUCUGUCCACAGUGAUACCUGCCAAGAUGACCACUGACCCACAUCUGGUCUUAGUCAUUGGUCUCCUCAGGUUUCUUGGGCCACCUGCAAUCCCCAUUCCAUUCCUACAGAUCUCUCAGCCACCUGUAAGUCCUUUGUGAAGACGUGGGUGACACAGGGGGACAGGAAAACCCAUUUCUCAACCCAGAUCCAUGUCUCAACUGCUUCUACUCUGGGUUGGGAUUCAGGAAGACAGGCACAGUCCUCUCUGUCCAUAGAAACACCUGUCAGCGUCAAGGAUUCCAGUCAGGUCUCUAUUCCAACUGGUCAGGGAGAGAAGGGCAGACCUAUUCUCAAAGACCACCAUGUCCAAGGUCUGAC
This is a messenger RNA of Mandrillus leucophaeus (drill), 3049 nucleotides long. It is a transcript of the gene FERMT1, whose product is annotated as fermitin family member 1. Gene Ontology annotation, molecular function: integrin binding. The transcript is spliced from 15 exons. Gene Ontology annotation, biological process: cell-matrix adhesion; integrin-mediated signaling pathway. Gene Ontology annotation, cellular component: focal adhesion. NCBI's taxonomy places the organism in Eukaryota, Metazoa, Chordata, Mammalia, Primates, Cercopithecidae. Bases 41 to 2074 code for a protein of 677 amino acids. The record is from RefSeq and is a predicted model, not a curated record.